This is a messenger RNA of Symbiodinium necroappetens, 591 nucleotides long. The record is from the annotation of a GenBank genome assembly. NCBI's taxonomy places the organism in Eukaryota, Dinophyceae, Suessiales, Symbiodiniaceae.
GUCUCCUCCAAGAACAUGGACCUGGUCCUCGAAGUUCAAAGCAGCGACGUCACUGGGGAUGAGACGUUCGGCACUGUCCGGAUACCGAUCUCCGACGUCGCGGUAGCUGCUCCCAGACUGACCUCAGCUGCCUUAAGCCCAGCAGGUGGGGAGUUGGAGUUCGAGGCCCUCUUCCAGCCCGUCGAAGAUGUGGCUCCAGCCUCGCCAACGAAUCCCCUUAAGGGCGACGGCUACAAGCGCAGCACUCUUGGCACUCAAUCCGUUGUGGCAGGGCUGACUGCGGCUAUCUGGGACAUGGACAAAGCCCAGGUACAGGAUGCAAGCAGCUGGAUUGUGUCUCGGGCCGGCGAGGGGUCCUUCCUGGUGCAGGCGAAGAAAGGCCUGGUCUGUCCUGCAGGCCAUCCCAUAGACAAGCGUAAAGAGGGAAUGUCUUGGCGCCAGAGUCUUCUCCACGGUGACACGAAGGACUGUGACUUCUGCCAUCGUGAGAUUCAGCGAACCGAGACCCGAUGGCGGUGCUUCCAUCACUGUGACUUCAAUGUCUGUGAGUCUUGCUACGCAGCCAACAAGAGCUCGGCUACCGAGAACUGA